Messenger RNA from Platichthys flesus (European flounder), 6165 nucleotides. Its product is annotated as zinc finger protein 521-like. Gene Ontology annotation, molecular function: DNA-binding transcription factor activity, RNA polymerase II-specific; RNA polymerase II transcription regulatory region sequence-specific DNA binding. The transcript is spliced from 9 exons. Gene Ontology annotation, cellular component: nucleus. Gene Ontology annotation, biological process: regulation of transcription by RNA polymerase II. NCBI's taxonomy places the organism in Eukaryota, Metazoa, Chordata, Actinopteri, Pleuronectiformes, Pleuronectidae. The coding region runs from base 540 to 4724 and encodes 1394 amino acids. The record is from RefSeq and is a predicted model, not a curated record.
CAUGCUGUAAGGUGGAUAUGAAGUGAAAAGUGUAUUUAUCAUUUUUUUUCCUCCUUUUUUUUGCUUUUGUUGCCUUUUUGCCUGCACGCUCACAGGACGCGCUCGGCCGGGGUCUUUCUCACUCGGAUGCCUUUUGAGGCGAGAAAAAGCGAAACAUAUUCCACUUUUAUUUCUGCUCCAACACCAUGCCCGCUGCACGCGUGCGUCCGUGCCCGGAGAAUGGAAGCGCAUGACGGGAUAUUCUCGCACUUUUGCCCGCCGAUACCCGGCUCCACUAAAACGGUCCGAUUGGAUUUUAUAACCCGGUGCACCUACUCAUCACAACCGCAAUAAUACUAAUUCGCGGUAACAACUCGUAGCGCGGCGAGAGUUGCCUCCGUUUCCCUGCUUUUUUUUCCGUGUGUGAUGGUAAAGACGCAGCCGCGGCUUCGCUCCGUGAAAUUUAGACCCACUGCUGCACCUUUACACUGUCCCGUGUGCUCGCACGCACAUUGUCACACACGCGAACUGAGCAACUUCAGCGGGUUUUUCUCUGUAGGAUGUCGCGCCGCAAGCAAGCUAAGCCAAGAUCACUGAAAGAAGACAAUGUGACAGAGGACCAGCACAGUCCCGGGCAGACUGCCAUUCCGAGCGAUCCAGAGUGCGCCCUCGAGAGGGCGGCGGAGGAUGGUGAGACCGGUCGUCUGAGGAAGAGGCUGCUUUCUCCAGAGGAAGGCGAAGAAGGAGAGGAGGAGGACGAGGAGCCGGCGCUGCACAGCUGCGACAGCUGCCGGCAGGUGUUCGAGUCGCUGAGCGAUCUCACCGAACACAAGAUUAAUCAAUGCCAGCUGACAGACGGUAUUGAUCUUGAGGACGACCCAUCGUGUUCUUGGCCAGCAUCAUCUCCCUCCAGUAAGGAUCAGACUUCUCCAGGACAUUGCGAAGACUAUGAUUUUGGCGAGGAUGAAGGGGGCCCUGGUCUGCCAUACCCGUGCCAGUUCUGUGACAAGUCCUUCAGUCGCCUAAGUUUCCUGAAACGUCACGAGCAGAGUCACGGUGAUAAACUCCCUUUCAGUUGUACCUUUUGCAGCCGACUGUUCAAGCACAAGCGCAGCCGGGAUCGACACGUGAAGCUCCACACCGGCGAUAAGAAGUAUCACUGUGGUGAGUGUGACUCUGCCUUCUCCCGCAGUGAUCACCUUAAAAUCCACAUGAAAACUCACGCCUCCAACAAACCCCACAAGUGCCCCGUGUGCCGCAGAGGCUUCCUUUCCUCCAGCUCUCUUCAUGGACACAUGCAAGUACACGAAAGGGGCAAAGACGGCAGCACCUCCAGCCUUUCUAGAGCUGAUGAUUGGAAGUUGAAAGAAACACGCAAAUGCGGCCGUUGUGAGGAGGGCUUUGAUGUUCCAGAGGAGCUCCAGAGGCACAUCGCUGAGUGCCACCCAGAGUGUUCGCCAUCAGAGGACGGAGGCCUAGGCGCGACCCUGCAGUGCAUCUACUGCCAUGAGCCCUUCAGUGAUGAGGGCACCUUGCUGACACACAUCAACCAGGCCCAUAGUAGAGACAGAAAGGGCCACACCUGUGCUAUUUGCUCCGACCACUUUCUGUCUGUUGAGGACCUCUAUGCUCACAUGGACAUUCACCAGCUCCCUGAGUCAAGUAACCAUAGCAACAGCCCGUCCUUGCUAACAGUGGGUUACACCUCUGUUUCAAGCACAACUCCUGACUCCAACCUCUCCGUCGACAGCUCCACAAUGGUGGAGACCGCGCCGCCUGUGCCCAAGACAAGGGGAAGGAGAAAGAGGGCAGCUCAAAAUACAGACAUACGAGGACGUUCCUCCAAACAGCCGAAAGUCUCCUACAGUUGCAUGUACUGCAACAGGCAAGUAUUCUCCAGUUUGGCUGUGCUGCAAAUUCACCUGCGAACCAUGCACCUGGACAAGCCAGAGCAGGCUCAUACCUGCCAGUUUUGUUUGGAAGUUCUGCCUUCUUUACUAAAUCUAAAUGAACAUCUCAAGCAGGUCCACAAUGCAGAAGAUCAUGCUAGUCUGUUAGUCAGCUUACCUGAUGCCCUUCUUCAGUGCAACUUCUGCCCUGAGGUGUUGAGUGACCUCAACGGACUCCAGGAACACAUCCGCUGCUCUCAUGGCUUUCCUAGUCCUGUGGCAAAAGAGAGCAAUGCCUUCUUUUGCCCCCAAUGCUUCAUGGGGUUCUUGACGGAGACUACCUUGGAGGAACAUGUUCGUCAGACUCACUGUGAUGGGGGAAGCCUGCGUUUUGACUCCCCCAUGAUUGUAACUCCCAAGGAGCCUAUAGUAGAAGUGUACUCCUGUUCUUACUGCACCAAUUCCCCCAUAUUCAACAGUGUUCUGAAGCUCAACAAGCACAUCAAGGAGAAUCACAAGAACAUUCCACUUGCACUGAACUACAUCAACAAUGGAAAGAAAUCUCUACGCACUCUCAGCCCAUCUUCUCCAAUAUCUGUGGAAGCUACCAUGUUUAAACAAGGCAGCUCACGUACUUCCAGUGAGUUCAUAUGUAACCAGUGUGGAGCUAAGUAUACCAACUUAGACCUUUUCCAGACUCACCUGAAAACUCACCUGGAUGGCAUGCAGCCUCAGCUGACCUGCCCACAGUGCAACAAAGAGUUCCCCAACCAAGAGUCCCUGCUAAAGCAUGUGACAAUUCACUUCACUAUUACCUCCACGUAUUACAUCUGUGAGAGCUGUGACAAGCAAUUCACCUCAGUGGAUGACCUGCAGAAGCACCUACUUGACAUGCAUACCUUUGUGUUCUUUCGUUGCACUCUGUGCCAAGAGGUCUUUGACUCUAAGGUGUCUACCCAGCUCCACCUGGCUGUAAAGCACAGCAACGAAAAGAAGGUGUAUCGUUGUACCUCCUGCAACUGGGACUUCAGGCAUGAGACCGAACUACAGUUACAUGUAAAACACAGCCAUCUGGAAAACCAGGGCCGUGCGCAUCGCUGUAUUUUUUGUGGAGAAUCCUUUGGCACAGAGGUGGAGCUGCAGUGCCACAUCACCACGCACAGCAAGAAGUAUAACUGUCGCUUCUGCAGUAAGGCCUUCCAUGCCAUCGUCCUGCUGGAGAAGCAUUUGAGAGAGAAACACUGUGUGUUUGAGGGAAAGACGCAGAAUUGUGGUGCUAAUGGCUCUGCUAUAAGUAAUGUGGAUGGCCAACCUAAAGAGGAUCCUGAACUACAUGGUCUCUUAAAUAACAGCCAUGGCCCAGGGACAGUAGUAGGAUCUGUUGUGGAGUCCCACAACAGCCGUGAUGUAAGUGAGGAAGAGGUGGAAACUGCAGAUCCCAUGUUUGGUUGUGACAUCUGUGGGGCGUCUUACACCAUGGAUUCACUCCUCACUAACCACCAGUUGAGAGACCACAAUAUUCGCCCUGGUGAGAGUGCCAUGGUAAAGAGGAAAGCUGACAUGAUCAAGGGCAACCAUAAGUGCAAUGUCUGCUCCCGCACCUUCUUCUCUGAGGCUGGGUUGAGGGAACAUAUGCAGACCCACCUUGGGCCUGUCAAACACUACAUGUGUCCCAUCUGUGGGGAGCGCUUCCCUUCCUUACUUACCCUGACUGAGCACAAGGUCACUCAUAGCAAGAGUCUGGACACAGGAAGCUGCCGCAUUUGUAAGAUGCCACUGCAUAGUGAGGAGGACUUCCUGGAACAUUGCCAGAUGCACCCUGACCUAAGGAACUCCCUGACAGGUUUCCGCUGUGUGGUUUGCAUGCAGACAGUCACCUCCACAUUGGAGCUGAAGAUCCAUGGUACAUUUCACAUGCAAAAAACUGGCACCAUGACCCCCAACCAAACCAUGGUCCGAAACAGUGGCGCCAUUCACAGCCAGCAGCUGCACCUUCCCCAGAAACUUUUCAAGUGUGCUUCUUGUCUGAAAGAUUUCCGGUCCAAACUAGACCUUGUGAAGCUGGACAUAAACGGCCUGCCUUAUGGACUCUGUGUGUCAUGUGUGGCCGCAGCUGGUUCUAAAAGCUCCAGCCCAACAGUGAAUGGAGGAAGGCAACAACAGCAAGGUGGGGCCUCCACUCCAGCACCAACUACAGGUGCAUGGGUCCAGAGAGAGAGUAUCAGCCCUGGUGACGGGAAAGGCAAAACUGUCUCCUCAUCAUCUUCAUCCUCCUCCACAUCCUCAUUGUCUGCUGCCAAGACAAGAUGCUCCAGCUGUAAUGUGAAGUUUGAGUCAGAAGCAGAGUUGCAAAACCACGUCCAGACGGUGCAUCGAGAACAGGCAGGGGACAGCAACAGCGGGCAGCUCAAGACCCCCCAGGUGUCCCCCAUGCCUCGAGCCAGCCCCUCACAAACUGAAGAGAAGAAGACAUACCAGUGCAUCAAAUGUCAGAUGGUGUUCUACAGCGAAUGGGACAUCCAAGUUCAUGUGGCCAACCACAUGCUGGGCUUACUUUCUGGAUCACAUCACCAAAUAGAGGAAGGACUGAACCAUGAAUGCAAGCUCUGUAGUCAGUCGUUCGACUCACCAGCGAAGCUCCAGUGCCACCUGAUCGAGCACAGCUUUGAGGGCAUGGGAGGGACGUUCAAGUGUCCUGUCUGCUUCACAGUGUUUGUCCAGGCCAAUAAGCUCCAGCAGCACAUCUUCUCUGCCCACGGCCAGGAGGAUAAGAUCUACGACUGUUCGCAUUGCCCGCAGAAGUUCUUCUUCCAGACCGAGUUACAGAACCACACGUUGACUCAGCACAGCAGCUAACAUGGCAGAGAUCAGCGGCCGGAGAAGAAGGAUCACGUGAGGCAGAGAAUGUCGGACCGCCAAUUACCGUCAGUGCAGUUUUUUCCCGCUGACCGUCUUGCACUGAACUUUCAAUUCAGUUUCACCACAAGGAACCCACGCCACAGCAAGAGAAAAAAAAAAGAAGCAAAGAAAAAUAACAGAAAGAGGGGGUAAGAACAUAAAAGAGCCCUCUCCGUUCUUCACCGACCAUUAUUUCAAAAAUAAAGAAAAAGCCAACGUGUUUGUACAUAGAAUUCUUCAUGUGUUGCUUAACUACAGCUAUAUUGCAAUCUUAUACAGUAUUUGCCAAUGUACAGUUCGAAAUGUUUGUCCAAAAGAGAGAUGGGGGGGGAGAAAAAAGAAAGAAGAUCAAUAACAUUGUUAAUCAGAUCAGAUGUGACUCAACCAGUUGUGUGAAGGAGAAACGGAGAGCCGCUGAGAGAGCAGGGGUCUGUGGGAGCCGGCAAGUGUUGUCAGGAGGAAACUCUUUUCAUCAGCUCCUACUGCGCAGCGUGUCACUCUGCAUCCUGACACGGCCAAUCAUUACGGGGUCGGCUCGAUUCAGAGGCUGAGAUCUUGUCCGUGUGUCUGUCCUAACGCGGCCACACCAGAGGACCAGCUGAGAACGGCGGUGCGACUAAUCUGCGCUGCCUGUGCUGGCGUUCAGAUGAGAAAAAAAAAAAAGAAUAACAGCCAACACAGAGGAGAGAAAAACAGGACAGGAUGCUGAUAUAUGCAAACGCAGUGACACAGAUUAGGAAAAGGCUAGCUCCUCUGGUUGGCUCGUGAGACAGAAGCUCCCAUGUGGCUCUCAGAGCAUGGGGGGUAAUCUUCAGCCCACUGACUCAACCUGUACAUUUCUGUUGUUAAUGUUUACUGCUCUUUGAAGCCUGGAGAUUACUGGAUUUUGUUUUUCCUAUUCUGUUUUGUUAAUCUCUACAUGUUUUUCACAAUGGUGGGAGUAAAUCCGUUCGGAUUCGGGGUCACGAAGACUGAACGCCAUGUCAGUCCGUCUCGGGGAUCCACCGCGGUCACAGGACCCGGUCCCCGGCUCUCCUGGAGAGCGCCCGAGUGCCCGUCUCCCCUUUUCUGUUGCAGUAUCCCAUCGCUCUCUGCUCCAGCUGGAAGCCACUGUGGUGUCGCGGCACCACACAAAACUUUAAACCAUUCUGUUAUGUAAAUGUUUUGCAUUCAUUGAACCUGAGAUGCACUUUUGUAUGAAACUUUAAUGUUUUGACAUUUUGACUGAGAAAUGUUCGUACACAGUUUACAGGAAAUCACCAUCUCCUGCAGCUAGAGGACCGUUAUCUCCGAUGUUAUUAAAAUGUAUUGUAUAAAAUAUGGAGUUCUGUAUUUGGCAGACCUCGUUUUUUUUUUUGUGUUGCACAUGUGAUGGAAAUAUUAAAAAACUGUAUGAGGA